Molecule: messenger RNA, 1530 nt
Organism: Colletotrichum lupini
Lineage: Eukaryota; Fungi; Ascomycota; Sordariomycetes; Glomerellales; Glomerellaceae
Product: emopamil binding protein
Exons: 9
Coding region: 1-1530 (509 amino acids)
Biological process (GO): sterol biosynthetic process
Cellular component (GO): endoplasmic reticulum; membrane
Molecular function (GO): cholestenol delta-isomerase activity; C-8 sterol isomerase activity; steroid Delta-isomerase activity
Source: RefSeq, a predicted model, not a curated record
AUGGAUAAGUCGACAGACGCCGCCUUUGCGCAUCCUUACUACCCAGUCACCGCUGCCCUACCACACUAUGUCACCAACAAAAACUCCGUUCUCAGCUUGCUCGUAUUCUUCGGGAGCAUAAUAUCCUUCGUCGUCUUUACGGCCGUCGCGGGUGCUAGAAAUACCUAUCCUCAGCUGAAAGCCUCGGACCAGCUUACCGUGGCUUGGUUUGCUCUUUGCGGUUUCCUUCACUGUUUCUUCGAAGGAUACUUUAUCCUCAACCACAAGAGCCUGGCCAGUGACCAAAGUCUCUUCGGCCAGCUGUGGAAGGAGUAUGCACUCUCCGACUCUCGCUACUUGACCUCUGAUCCAUUUAUGCUCUGCGUUGAGUCCUUCACAGUACUCGUAUGGGGCCCCCUCUGCUGGGCCAUCGUCAUCACUACUGCCAAUCGGAACCAGUUGCGUUACCCAUUGCAGAUCAUCAUGAGUGUUGGGCACCUGUACGGCGUCGUGCUUUACUACUCAACCAGCUUGAUCGAGUUCUACUCCAACGGAGUAUCGCACAGCAGACCUGAGUUCCUGUACUUCUGGGUCUACUACACUGGUUUAAAUGCUCCUUGGGUCAUUGUGCCUGCGAUUAUUCUCUACCAAACCACGGUCCAUAUCAAGAGGCACCUCACAGACCGUGCGGACGUGGUGGCCAAGCUGAACAGGAUUGAUGGCAUUAUGGGCGACAAAUCUUGGCAGACGCUCACACUCCUUCUCCAUAUGAACUUUUGGUUCUCGAACAUUUCUGGAACAAAUCGAGCGCGAUUUGCAGCCUUCCCGUUCGCCAUGUUGUACAGCCGCGCUCCUAGGAGACGAGAACAUUCAACCUCCUCACUUUCAAGCAUCUCACCCAAAAUCUUGUCAUACUUCACAAUGCAAUCCCUUAACUUUCUUCUCGCUGCCCUUGCCGCGACAGCAGUUAGGGCAACCUGUCUCCCAUCAUCCCAUGGUUCCCCUGCCUUCCCGUCAUCCAUGAUCACCUUCUCUGCCGGCUUCGAACAGCCACAGCCACCUCUGAUCAAACCAGAGUAUCAGGCCAGUUUUGUUCAGCAUAAAUGGAAUGCGAACCUAUCCCACAUCACGACUGGUUACAUCGACAAUUCCCCUUCCGAUGCUUUCGUCCGUGUGGGCGAAGCCUACGAGGGUCAGAUUUCGUGGUCGUUGUUUGACUAUUCCAACGUUAGCGAGUCAGGCCUCGUGGACAACACGAUGACGACGUAUGGCCCGAACUCCACCGCCCCGAGCGUGUGGAGGGGUUAUGUGAACUCGAAUUUCCCCAUCUUUCAGAGUGAUAUUCUGGUCGAAGCUGGAGCAGUCUACGAAGGACUCGUGCAGAGGGAUUUCAUCUCAUCGCCUGUUGCCGCGUGGAGCAUCAUGUACCAGGGUGCCAUUCCGGUGACGGUCUACGUCAAUGAAUGCAAUGUAGUCGUUGGCUACGACUACUUUGCCCCUGACUUGCGAACCCGAGUGAUCAUGGAGUUCUUCAAUAUUCAGGCAAAGUGA